AGCUCCUGUAUCGAUUAGUGCGGACUUUUCCCGUCCAUCUGCACAGAGAGUGAUGGACGCGGUGGACCUGUUUAAGCGGCUGGGAGCCGGAGCGAAGUUUAAUUUUAAACGCUUUGGAAAAGAUGCGGACAGGUUUAAGGUAGGGAGGUCUCAGAACAAGGAGGCUUCUAAGUCUUUGGAUGAAAUUAAUUUCUUUGGGAUCAAGCCCCAAAAGGAGACGACAGUACACGAUAACAACAGUGAAGAUGAAGAGUCAGAAAACCAACAGACUACAGUCACAGAGAAACGAAAACGCAGCACCGCGGAUGAACCAUUAAACAAAUCAGGGAAGAAAAGGAAAGGAAAUAAGGAAGAAACAGAUGAUGAAGAGAAUGAGACUGAUGGAGAUGACGAGAGAGAGCUGGAGAAGGAAGGGAUCCGGUGGACUUCGUCCCAAGACAAGAAGGCUAAAGGGCCUAAGAAAAAGGCAAAAGACGAGCUUUCACUGAAAAGAUUAAAACAGCUUCACCGUGAGAAGCUCAACCAGAUCAGACACAGUAACAGGAUAAAUGUACACGGCACAGAUAUCCCAGACCCUCUUGCCACGUUUGAAGAGCUUCAAAAGGAGUAUGAGCUGGACCCAAGGGUCAUUCAGAACAUCAAAGCAGCAGGAUUCCAGACCCCCACACCUAUUCAGAUGCAAGCCAUUCCACUCAUGAUGCAUAGUCGAGAGAUUCUGGCGUGUGCCCCCACUGGCUCUGGUAAAACCAUGGCCUUCUGCUUGCCCCUGCUGGCCCAUCUCCGCCAGCCAAUGAAUAAGGGCUUCAGAGCCCUUAUCGUAGCUCCUACUAGAGAAUUGGCCAGCCAGACGCACAGAGAGCUGCUGAAACUGUCAGAAGGACUGGGUUUCAGGGUUCACAUGAUCAAUAAAGGAGUGGACGCAGCCAAAAAAUAUGGUCCCAAAUCAGCUAAGAAGUUUGAUAUACUGGUGACCACUCCUAACAGGCUUAUUUAUCUGCUCAACCAGGACCCUCCAGCUGUAGAUCUCAGCAGUGUGGAAUGGCUGGUGGUGGAUGAGUCGGAUAAGCUUUUUGAGGACGGUAAAACUGGCUUCAGAGAUCAGCUGGCCACUAUCUUCCUGGCCUGCUCCUCUCCUAAGAUUCGACGAGCUCUUUUCAGUGCCACGUUCACCACAGAGGUUGAGCAGUGGUGCAAGCUCAAUCUGGACAACCUUGUCUGUGUUAACAUUGGACCCAGAAACUCUGCAGCAGAGACAGUAGAGCAGGAGCUUCUGUUUGUAGGAGCAGAAAAUGGCAAGCUGCUCGCCAUGAGAGACCUGAUUAAAAAGGGUUUCAUGCCACCCAUGCUUGUGUUUGUUCAGUCCAUUGAGCGGGCCCGAGAGUUGUUCCAUGAGUUGGUGUAUGAGGGCAUUAAUGUUGACGUUAUUCAUGCCGAACGCACACAGCAACAGAGGGAUAACGUGGUCAACAGUUUUCGCUCCGGGAACAUCUGGGUGCUGAUCUGCACGGCACUAAUGGCUCGAGGUAUCGACUUCAAAGGAGUCAACUUGGUUGUCAAUUAUGACUUUCCCGCCAGCGCAGUGGAGUACAUCCAUCGGAUAGGUCGCACAGGAAGAGCAGGCCAUAAGGGGAAAGCCGUUACAUUUUUCACCGAAAAUGACAAACCUCUGCUGCGGAGCAUUGCCACAGUAAUAAAGCAAGCAGGAUGCCCUGUGCCUGAUUACAUGAUUGGAUUCAAGAAGCUUCACAGCAAAGAGAGACACCGUCUUGAGAAGAAACCACCAAAGAGAACAACAAUUCGCACAACUCCCCUCUGCCUUAUAAAAAAGAAAAAGAAAACAGACAAGGGGAAAAGGAAAAAAGGAAAAAAUGAAGCAACUGUUCAAGCAGGUGGAGACAAAUCAGAAAAAUGUACAAACAACUGAGUCUGAACCCUACAUCUUUCUAAAUUCGUUUUCUUCUGUACGCCUUCUGUUUCUAAUAAAACAACACAAAUACAAAAACAUGUAAAAUAUGUUUGUGUUUAUUUUUGCAAAUGCAUGUUACUUAGAAAUAAGACAAUAAAUGUAGAGUACAAACACACUUGUUGGCAAUAACAGAAAAACAGCAGUUUCCGCUGUGUCUUGUUUCUGGUAUGUUCCCUUGGGGUGUUCCCCCAUGCAUAUAAAAGGCUUGCAUUUUGCAUUUCGUGGGGAAUGAUGUGUGGAGGCAUCUUCUUUCAGUUCUCAUUAGUGUGAGCGAACAUCUUGCUGAGACACCUUUUUCUGUUGGUACAAUGUGCCCUUUUAUUCUUUUUCAUUCUUCAGAUUUUCGUAUUUUUAGUUAUUUAAACGAUGGAACAUUGAAAAUUAGACAGAUUUGAGAUCGACUGAAGAAUUUAAGUCUAAUAUUGAUCCGAAUGUAAGAUGAUUAAAAAGAACCAGCUUUGACAAGAAACAUCAAACAGAGGUAAAUGCUGGGGCACUGGAAAUUCUAAAAUCAAGCGAAAGAGACCAGAGAGUCUGAGCGAUGUUUGUAGCAGACAGUCUGUGCAGCAGGAUAAGCUCUCAAUUCAAUGUGUGGACGACCCUGAGGGAGUUGGUUCUGUGAUGGCUUAUGAUAAAGAGACCUUCCCUAUGGCCAAACAGCUUCCGACUGAAGAGGACAAAGUUCAAGUUAUCAAGGAGCACUGAUAUGGGGAAAAAGUGAAGAAACAAAUCUGAAGGAUGUUCAAGCAAUUGAGGCAGAAGAUUAAUGCAUCAAUUAAUUUUAGAAAAAAAAUGUACAAAUUCCAGGAUCAUUUGCUGUCAAUAAAAGGUACACAACA
Astyanax mexicanus (Mexican tetra) is the source of this 2805-nucleotide messenger RNA. It is a transcript of the gene ddx52, whose product is annotated as DEAD (Asp-Glu-Ala-Asp) box polypeptide 52. Gene Ontology annotation, molecular function: nucleic acid binding; RNA helicase activity; ATP binding. The record is from RefSeq and is a predicted model, not a curated record. Gene Ontology annotation, biological process: maturation of SSU-rRNA. Gene Ontology annotation, cellular component: 90S preribosome. Bases 53 to 1924 code for a protein of 623 amino acids. The transcript is spliced from 19 exons. NCBI's taxonomy places the organism in Eukaryota, Metazoa, Chordata, Actinopteri, Characiformes, Acestrorhamphidae.